AUGAUAUUAAAACGACGGAUAUCAGUUAUUAACAAUAAGAUAUCAGAUAUGUGGCUUAUCAAAAAUGAUGCAAGGUCAGUACAUCGUCAUUGUUUGAGCAAUAAAUCAUUCAGUCGUCCUAGAUGAUGACCCGUGAUUUUGAAUUACAAUUUUAAGAUAGUCGCCACAUGAGUGGCACAGAAAUGAAACUUUAGACUUACGUUAAACAUUAAAAACGCCCAAUUAAAGCAGUUAUUUUCUUUUUUUAAAAAAGUAACAACAUGAAACGUAUAGCUGUAAUCGGAGCGGGUGCAAGCGGACUUACAGCUAUAAAGUGUUGUCUAGAUGAGGGUCUUGAACCCGUGUGUUUCGAGAGGGAUGACUAUAUUGGAGGGUUAUGGCACUACACGGGGGAGGUGGAGGAGGGUCAGGCUUGUGUUAUGAAAUCUACAGUAAUCAACACGUCUAAGGAGAUGAUGUGUUACAGUGACUUCCCUAUACCGGGCGAGUACCCUAUGUACAUGCACAACACAUGCGUUGAUCAGUAUUUUCAUAAAUAUGCUGACAAAUUUGAUCUCAAGAAAUACAUCAACUUCAGAACAGAGGUGCUCUCUGUGAAGCCAGCUAGUUGUCACGAAGAAACUGGCAAAUGGGAAAUUGAAACAAAAGCGAGAACAUCCGAAGACAAAGAAACGCACGAGUUUGAUGGCGUCCUUGUGUGCACUGGUCACCAUGCAGAAAAGAAUGUACCGGAGUUUCCGGGGCUGGACAAGUUCAAGGGCAAGGUUACGCAUACACACGAGUACAAAGAUUUCCAUGGUUACGAAGACAAGAAAGUUCUGAAAUUGGUAUAGGAAA
This is a messenger RNA of Mercenaria mercenaria, 837 nucleotides long. RefSeq names its product flavin-containing monooxygenase 5-like. The transcript is spliced from 2 exons. Gene Ontology annotation, molecular function: N,N-dimethylaniline monooxygenase activity; NADP binding; flavin adenine dinucleotide binding. Lineage: Eukaryota; Metazoa; Mollusca; Bivalvia; Venerida; Veneridae. The record is from RefSeq and is a predicted model, not a curated record. The coding region runs from base 261 to 833 and encodes 190 amino acids.